AUGUGCCAUGUGUCCCAGAGCCUGCCGACAGCAGCCCACGGCAAGGUCAUCCUCGGGGGUGCGAGAGGGGUUGUGAGGGCCAAGGGGGGUUCCCCCCCUCCCCCCUUCCGCGGUUCCUCCCCUCCCCCGCUCGCCUGGCCCCUCCUGGAGCCCAUGGAGAAAAAUCUCGUCCCUUCCCUCUCCCCCGCCCGUCCCCACCCCUCCGCCCGCCCCUUCUGCCCUCCUCCCCCAUCCUGCUCCGCCUCAUGCUCCCCCGUCUCCCACCCAGUUUCCACCAAACCCAACGCGCCAGCAUCCCCCCUGCCCCUUCUCCACUCCGCACCUCCCCUCCCCACUGCGCCCCCCCUUCCCCCUACCUGUGGUCGCCCAUCACUGCUGCGUCCAUCUGCGCCCCUCCUCCUAGUGCCGGGCAAACUGAUAUCCGCGGACUCUCGCGGAGGGAGCGGUAGAGGGGCGCUCACAGGGGGGAUGGCGGCGAAGCGCAUCUCUCCCCCCCCACCAGCAAACACCUCCUCCACAGUAGCUGCCACCACCAAACACUUGCCUCUCCAGCGCCACCCAUCAUUACCCCACCCUCACGUCCCUCCCCUCACCUCCCUCCCCUCGCCUACCCCUCCCCUCGCCUAUCCCUCCCUAACCUCCCUCCCCUCCCCUCACCUACCCCUCCCUUCAUCUCCCUCCCCUCACCUCCCUCCCUCCCCUCCCCUCACCUACCCCUCCCUUACCUCCCUCCCCUCACCUCUCUCCCCUCACCUUCCUCCCCUCAACUCCCUCCCCUCACCUCCCUCUCCUCCCCUCACCUACCCCUCCCCUUACCUCGCUCCCCUCACCUCCCUCCCCUCACCUGCCCCACUCACCUCCUCCACGUUAGGCGCCAGCACCACACACUUGGCCCUCCCACUGCGCACCGCCUGCCCCACCUCCUUCAGCCCUGCCAGCACCCGCCGCCUCAUCGCUCCCUGUCCUGUGCGUCGUUGCGGGGGGGAUGGGGAGGGAGAGGGGGAUGCAGGGGAUGCGCCGCCGCAUAGCUCCCUGCUCCCAUGCGUCCUUUACCCUGAGGUCCCCGUCUCCCCAUCCACCCCUCCCCCAUCUCCCCCUCCCCCCACACUCGCGCUACUGCGCACGCUGCCACCUGCGCACGCGCUCGCACUGCCGCCCACGCUCGCGCGCCUGUCUCGCCAGCACCACCAUGCGUUUCAAGCGGCUCGAUCGCUUCUUAUUCGGUGUCUGCCUCUCCUUCCCCCGCCUCACACCAAUUCUCUCCCACGUUGCUGCCUUCACCCAUCCCUCCACAGCGCGUCUCCACGCACCCUCUCUCACGCACGCCCUCUCACACCUUUCCCCCGUUUUUCCACUUUUCCCGCCCGUCCCCACCUGUCUCCACCCGUCCGCCGGCGCCUUCUCCCCUCCUCCGCCUUCCUACUCCCCGUUAUCCCUCCCCUCGCAUCAUUUCCGCCGAACCCAAACCACGCGCGCUAG
This is a messenger RNA of Closterium sp. NIES-65, 1479 nucleotides long. The record is from the annotation of a GenBank genome assembly. NCBI's taxonomy places the organism in Eukaryota, Viridiplantae, Streptophyta, Zygnematophyceae, Desmidiales, Closteriaceae.